Molecule: messenger RNA, 2466 nt
Organism: Dujonia railenensis
Lineage: Eukaryota; Fungi; Ascomycota; Pichiomycetes; Serinales; Debaryomycetaceae
Source: the annotation of a GenBank genome assembly
AUGUCUACGUUCUCCUAUGAGGAUGAUCUCCCUCACUUGCCCGUCCCCUCUUUGUCUUCCACCACUCAGCAGUUGUUGGCAGCCUUAAAGCCGCUCUUAUCGCCUGAUGAGUACGGUGAAGUGUUGGAGGAUGCGACCAAGUUUGUCUCAAGUAAGUACAUCAAUUUGAUACAAGACCACCUUGUUAAAGCAUCUACAAACGAGAGCCACUCCUGCUACUUAAACUCCAUCAACGAUGAAGUAAACCCAGGGAUAUAUGGAGAGCUCAAUAAUGAUAUCUUGCCCAGGAACCCCUACCUCGUGUUAGAGGAGGAUCCGUACCUGAAGACCAUUAACCCACCAAACCAGGCGCAGAGAGCUGCGCUGCUUAUUAAUUCUAGUUUGAAGUUCAUAGUGAGCUUGAGAAACGAAACGUUGAAACCUGACCUAACCCCCAAAAAUAAGAAUCCCUUGACCAUGAAUUGCUACAGAAACUUGUUUGGUAGCACCAGGGUUCCAGAAGAAAACCAUGUUACCAUCGAGAGACACGAAGACCUGGCCCACAUUAUGGUUAUAUGUAACAAUCAAUUCUAUGAGUUAGAGGUGAUUAAGACAGUUCCGGAGAAUGAAGGCAGUGCUACGGAACUCUGGUUCAAUGACCACGAAUUGUCUCUACUUCUUCAAUCCAUUAUAGAUGGUUCUUCCCAAUCUGAUGCUAUUGAGACUGUCAACAAUUCAAUUGGUUCAUUGACAACACAAACGUUCAAAAUGUGGAAGUUAAGUAGAAAGGAGCUUUCGACAUCCAAUCCCAAAAUCCUUCAUUCGAUUGAUCUGUCGCUCUUUGUUGUGGUUCUUGACUUUUUGAACUCACCUGAAACUGACCAGGAAAAAACAUCGGUGAUCUCCCAUGGUUCUUCGAAUUUACUUCCUGGUACCAACAUUCAAGUGGGUUCUUGUACGUCAAGAUGGUAUGAUAAACUUCAGAUGAUUGUUACUAAAAACUCUGUUGCUGGAGUAGUUUGGGAAUCUGCCUCCAUGGACCUGACUGCUAUUUUGCGGUAUAUAUCGGAUAUAUACACGGAUCUGAUUUUGAAAUUAGCUAAAGAUAUAAACGGGUUAGAAUAUUCGUUAUUCAAUACGAAGUUUAUAAAAUUUGCCUCGACGAAGGACAAUCCUACGAAGCCGGAACCAAGGCCAUUGAGUAUUACAAAGACCCCGGAAUUAUUCCACUUGAUCCAUUUGUCAGAGACAAGAUUGGCGGAUCUUAUCAAUCAGCAUGAAUACAAAACAAUGACACUUAAAUUUGAUUCAAAUUUAAUAUCUAAAUUCCAUGUUCCAGUGGAUUCAUUUUUACAAAUUUGCUUUCAGAUUGCGUACUACACCUUGUACGGGAAACUUGUUAACACUUUAGAACCUAUCACAACAAGAAAAUUUAAGGAUGCAAGGACUGAAUUGAUCCCAGUUCAGAAUGACCCGAUCACACGUUUAGUAAAGACAUUUAUAAGUAAAGAUGAUCAGCAAGUGAAGUGGAAAAGAUUUAAGGAAUGCUGUGAGAUUCAUAGCAAGCAAUAUCUUGAUGCAAUGCAAGGAAGAGGAUUUCAAAGGCACUUUCUUGCCUUAGCUCAUUGUGUUCGCAGUCCCGAUGCUAUACAAUACUUGAACAACUUGAACCCAGAUUUGCCACUGAUUCCACCAUUAUCAGGAGAUACUGAGAUCCCAUUACUUUCGAAUCCUUCAAUUGAUAAGAUUUCAUCUCCCGAAUUGCUUAUUUCCAAUUGCGGGAACCCCGCUCUCCACUUAUUUGGAAUAACUCCAGCUAUUGAUCAAGGUUUUGGAAUUGGAUAUAUCAUUCAUUCUGAUAAGGUAAUUAUAACCAUUUCGUCCAAAUUUAGACAGACUGAAAGAUUUUUGGAUACUUUUAAAUCCGUGGUUAUUGAAUUGAAGCAGAUCAUUCAAAAUCAAUCCAACUUCCUUUUCAAACUAGCCGACACAGAGGCUAGGAAGGCGGAACUCCAAAACGUCACCGAAGAGAAUCCUAAGAAUUCUAUUGACUUGACCAUUGACGUCAAUAAGCGGAUCCCAUUGGAAAAUUCAUCUAAUAGUAGUGGAAGUAGCAGAUCUACUCCAGAGAAGGCUAACUUUGACGUUUUCGGUGGAUAUGGAUACUUUGAUUUCGGUGAAUUGGAUAACAGGUCUUUCAUCCUUUCACAUAACCAAUCACAUUUGAAUUCAGAGAUUUCCAUAUCGCUUCCUCACUCUCACUCCUCCCAGACAUCAAAUUCCAAUUCCAGACUACAAUCCAGGAACCACAGUAAUACUAAUCUUCACAAAUUGAACUUGAGCGAUGACAUGAAACAUCGUAUGACUCUUAGUGAAAGUAUCAGAGAUAGGUUGCAAAGUACUGAGUCUGUAAAUGUAGUACCUGAGAAGAAGACAGAGAGAUCAAAGAAUAUGAUAGGAAAAGAACUUAAGAUGAACCAGAUCUAG